This is a messenger RNA of Morone saxatilis (striped sea-bass), 2028 nucleotides long. RefSeq names its product forkhead box N1 (gene foxn1). NCBI's taxonomy places the organism in Eukaryota, Metazoa, Chordata, Actinopteri, Moronidae. The record is from RefSeq and is a predicted model, not a curated record. Gene Ontology annotation, molecular function: transcription cis-regulatory region binding; DNA-binding transcription factor activity, RNA polymerase II-specific. The coding region runs from base 1 to 1695 and encodes 564 amino acids. Gene Ontology annotation, biological process: regulation of transcription by RNA polymerase II. The transcript has 8 exons.
AUGUCAGACUCCCUGCCGUUUUACCCCAGCAGCAGCAGCAGUAGCAAGUCUCAAGCAUCAACCCCUCAGGCCAACCUACACACCUGUGAGCCCUGUGGGACCUCAUGCCAGCAGAUGGCAGAAUCACAGAUUAAAGAGAGCAGGGACGUCUGCUUCACCCAGCAAGACAGCAACACUUUCAGCUUGAGGACUGCAGCUCUGAACAGGAGGCACAGCGCUGAUGGGACCGUCGGUUCAGGAUCAGCACCGGGGCGUGGCCCCGUAGACUCAGACCGUUUCCAUCCAUACCGUCGACAGUUCAGUGAAGGAGCAGUGACGGCUGCAGUUUGUCUCCAACAGUGUUCGUCUUCCUUCAGCUGUCUGCAGGAGGUGUGCAGCCCUGACACUUGUUCACACAGCUCCAACGGCGAGGCACCAACAUCCUGGGACCAGUACAAUGGCAGCUUUCAGAGUUCGUAUCCAGAACUACCAGCUGCACCAGCAGAGCCUUCCUGCUUCCUGUCUCAAAGCUAUUCAUCCUACAGCUCAUCAAGCCCCCUGCAACAGGUCUCAUCAAGACUGAAUCAUAAUAAUGACAAGUUGAACAGCUCAAAAUAUUCUCUUUCCGCUCAAUCACCCCAGGAGAGCAGCACACAGUCCCUCUUCCCCAAGCCCAUUUACUCAUACAGCAUCUUGAUCUUCAUGGCUCUGAAAAAUAGUAAAACAGGAAGCCUGCCAGUCAGUGAGAUCUACAGCUUCAUGACUGAACACUUCCCCUAUUUCAAGACAGCUCCUGACGGAUGGAAGAACUCUGUGCGUCACAACCUCUCCCUGAACAAGUGCUUUGUGAAGGUGGAGAACAAAAAUGGGAACUCGUCCCGUAAAGGCUGUCUGUGGGCUCUCAAUUCAGCCAAGGUGGAGAAAAUGCAGGAGGAGCUGCACAAGUGGCGCCGCAAGGACCCGGUCACUGUACGCAGGAGCAUGGCUAGGCCAGAAGACCUUGACCGUCUGUUGGGAGAGAGACCGGAGAAGCUCAAGUCUUUGCCACCUUACACCAACCCAGCUUUGUUAUCCAGAGUGACCCCUAUCUACAGCACCACCUCACCAUCUUGCACCCCAGCCCAGCUUCAGCCCCCCUGCUUGUCCAUUCGGCGUCCACAGUAUUCCCAUAUUCAACCUCAGCUGCCCUCCUACCUCCCCCCCACCGCUGCUAACCCCAGCAACUCAUGUGCCCUGUACUCACCCUAUGGACAGCCAACAGCCACUGGAGGCCUGAACUCACCCAUGGCUGGUAAGAUGCCACCUGUUUACAAUGAGUACAGCGUUGGCCCCAGGAGCAUGCAGGACUUUCUGUUGGAGGGAGAAGCCAGUUAUGACAUCGACACACUCAACCCCAGUCUGACUGACCUGCAGCUGCAAGGUAACUUGUGGGAGGAGUUAAGGGACGACAGCCUGGUAUCUGAUCCACAAGUCAAUCUCACAACCCCGUCCACUACGUCUGCCCUGCAGGACCACCACAUCCAGACCAGCUACCUGCAGGUCACACUUCCUCCUGUCAGUCGUCGAAAAGCAGAGUACGCGAACGAAAACACAGACAUUGGAAGAAACGUAGAGCAGCACGGCUGUUUGAAUGGACUGCAUCCUGUGGUUUAUUCAGGAAUGGAGAGUCUGGCUGGGUAUCUGACUUCCUGUACCACAUCCAUCUCUUUAAUGUAAAGACCUGACUGUUUGGGUUGCGUCACCCUCUACCGGCCAUAAAUGUACUAUAUUAAGCUGAGUAGGCCAUGUUGUCGCAGGCAGCUUCAUGCCACAGUAUUAGCUAAGUGGUUACUAAACUCAUCAGAUCCUCUGUUUACUACAGUGUGACAAACUGUGGAGGAACUAAGACAAGUUCAGCUGAUGAAAAAACAAGAAGUCUAUCUUUUUUUUCUGUUUCAGUACACACAGGGACACACUUUAUGAAUUAAAAUUGUAUUUCAAUUGCAUAUUGAAAACGCAAUUGUUAAAAUUAUGUGAAUUUAGCUAUUUAUUUACCUUUUACAAACUGUA